Micromonas pusilla CCMP1545 is the source of this 780-nucleotide messenger RNA. RefSeq lists its product as uncharacterized. The transcript has a single exon. The record is from RefSeq and is a predicted model, not a curated record. Lineage: Eukaryota; Viridiplantae; Chlorophyta; Mamiellophyceae; Mamiellales; Mamiellaceae. Gene Ontology annotation, molecular function: protein binding. The coding region runs from base 1 to 780 and encodes 259 amino acids.
AUGAGCAACGAACGUAAGCGCCGUCGGGCUGAUCCACCCGCUCGCGAAGCGCCGAGCGUCGACGUCGACGACGACGUCUCCCCGGGCGACGUCCUUCGCCUCGUUUCAGCGCGGUUCGACGAGCUCGAAGAAAAGCUCGAACGCGUCAGGGAGGAGCACGUGGAGACGCGGGCGGAGCUCACGGCGACGCGGAGGACGCCCGCCGAGCUCAUUGAUAUCGUCAAAUCCGUGAACCCGACGUUCGACGUCAACGAGCAGCUCGCGAGCGUGGUGUUCUCGCACGUGACGGACGUCUGCACGCGUGUCGCCCUUUCCCUGGUGAACUCCGUGUGGCGCAAGGCGUCGAAAGUCGCGUCUUCGCAGCCGCUGACUCUCCGCUUCAACAUUGAGAUGCUGGAGUGGUAUAAGAAGGGAGCACUGCAUGGCAACACUGAGUGUGAGAUGAUUGUAGGGUGCGUCUACUACCACGGCGUCCUCGUGAAGAAAGACAUCGACACGGCUUCGCAAUACUUCGAGAAGGUAGCCGCGAAGGGUGACGCCGUCGCACAAAACAGUGUAGGUUGUUGUCUCUUCGAGAAGGGGCGAUACGACGAGUCGUUCAAAUGGUUCACUAAAGCGGCCGCUCAGGGGAUCAUUUCCGCGGAUUGUAACCUCGGAAUCGCCUACGAACACGGCUGCGGCGUGACGAAAGACAUCCCAAAGGCCCUUGAGAUGUACACGAAAGCCGCGGAGAAGGGCGACGAUCUCGCGGCAAAAUUCCUCCGCAAACUCACCAAAUAA